AUGUCAUUUUGGGAUAAUAAUAAAGACACUUUUCUUGCCGCUGGAAAAGCCACGGCUAAAGGAAUUGGGACAGGUACUAAAGCUUUAGGAAAAGCAGGGUACAGAACAUACAAGAAUAGUCAAGGUGAAAGAAGGGGAGUUCCAGAUAAUGAAGCAGACAAAGCAGAAAGAUCUAGUUAUGAAACUAGGAAUAACACAAAUACAAGUGCUUAUUCAGGUGCCUAUUCAGGUUCAAAUACAGGUUCAAAUACAGGUUCAAAUUCGGGAACAAGUUAUUACCAGAGCCAACCUAGACAUGUUGACGUCAAUGCAUAUCCGCUCCCGCCUAAAAGGGUUGCGGGACCUGGAGAAGUAAGACCUUUGGGCCAUCAGGAUCAAGGUCAGCAACAUCAGCAGAUGCAACAACCUCAACAACAUUAUUCUCAAAAUGCGCAGUAUUCUCAGGCUCCAUAUCAACCUCAACAACCUCAAUAUCCUCAACAGCCUCAACAACCUCAAUAUCCUCAGCAGCCAUAUUCCCAAGAUACACAAUAUUCCCAGGCUCCAUACCAUCCGCAACAACAGAUUCAACCACAACCACUUACAGAAGGAGAAAGACCAAUUCCUACGCCCCCAACACAAGCGGGAACUCAACCUCAAUUUCAGCCCCAGCUUCAGCAAUACCAAAAUGGGCACAUACAGCAAUCCCAUCCGGCAGAAACCCAGCAACCCACGUACCAAGUAGAACAGCAGCAACAAUCAUACCUGACCGAACCGCAACAACAACUUCAGCAGCCUAUCUUCCAACCUCAACCACAACUGCAAGAUCCCUACCAACAGUCUCCGGAAGCAAAUGAUUCGAACCAGCGUCCACCAGCAUAUGAUGAUAGCCAAUUGCAAAAUACUCAGCAAGAACCUACGCAAGUAGAUAGCGAACCUGUUAAGAAAUCUUUACCUGAUCCUUCCCUGUUUGCGCCACCCCCAAUUCAUAAAAACAGAGGAGUUUCAGAACCAUCGGAUUCUGCAUCUUAUAAGAAGACCGGAGUUAGUGGAAAACCAUCCCAUGUUGGUAAACAUGGAACUUCGACUACUCCAAAGCCCACCACUUUGGAUAUGGAUCCUUCAAAAAUAGGACAGCCUCCUCCCAAACCAUAUAGAGAAAAUUCCGAAACUACGCUUAACUCGGCUUCAUCAAACGUUCGACAAACUCCACCAUUGCCUACUCGUCAAUCGAGUAACACAACCCAAAACCAGUUGCAAACUACGUCUACCCCUGUUCCUCCACCUCGGAGCAAUACUGCGAGCGUAAAUUCUACGUCUUCUCAAGCAUCUAGUUUACCGGCUCCUCUACCAUUACCAGACAACACUGGUUCUGAGGGUUCUCAAAAGAAAGCGCCACCUCCGAAACCUAUAAAGAAGCCCAUGCAAUUAACUUCUGAUGGAUCUUCGAGAAACGCAGAACCCGAUACACUUAAACAAGAACCAAAAAAUUACAUGCCUAACUUUGCAGAAGAAAUUGCUUUACGAAAAAAUACGAAUAGUAGUUUAAGUGGUAAGGGUAAUUUAAAUUCAGAAGACUUUAAUUCAGAAUUGAAUAGUAAAUUAGAACCAGUUAAUUUUGAAAACCAUGCAAAACCGGAGCCCUCUGAUGCCACUCCUUCUUUGGUGAAGCCAAAGCCGAAGGUGAUGCCUAAGCCAAAAAUUGGUCCAAAGCCUUCUAUUUCACCCAAACCAGAGACAAAAGGAAAGCCUAUAAUUAAAUCCAAAUCUGAAAUAAAGGCCAAACCUGAUCUAAAACCGAAACCAAUCAUUGGAACCAAGCCUGUAACGGUAUUCGGUUCUAAGAAAAUUGGGAAUGAUAUGCCCAUUUCUGACUCGCCUAGUAAUCUACAUGUCAACAAAUCUAACACUCCUCCACCACCAAUUCCGAGACCUCGAAGUGCUGCAUCUAAUACUUCCACUCCACCACCUCCACCUCCAUCAAGGAAUUACAGACGAGCUAAGGCAGCAGCUCCUCCAAUUGAACUGGGCCCCCCAAAUCUUGAUUUACAGUUGUCAACAGGCUGGUUCGCAACCACCUCGGGGCCAAUGGUAUUACCUAAGGAUUUGUCCGGUCUUAACUACAAUACCUCUUAUCUGUAUGUUACUCGUGGUUCUGAUAAAUCCCAUACUAGAAAUAUUAAUUUAAGGCUACGUGAUUUGGCUAUAAUCUCUUACGCCAUUACCUGGCUGAAUGAUAAUAUCAACAAUGCAAAAAUGGAAGUCACUAAAUUUAUUCCAUCUCCAAUAUCAAAUAAAAUACCGACCGUGGAUGAAUUAGUUGCUAACCAAAAUAGGUUUGGCGAAUACGUAGCUUCAUGGAGUGAGAAUAAAAUGGGCCAGAAAGUUGGAACUGGAGAGUGCUGGGAUCUUGCUCGUGAUGCUUUGCUAAAGGGAUGUGGAAAACAUGCCUUUGUCUCAACUUAUUAUCACCAUGGUUAUCCUAUAAUUCUGCUUCAGGGUUCUGAAAAUGGUGUUUCAUACGUUGAUGGAAAAUCACCUUUAGAUGAAUUGAGAAGAGGUGAUAUUUUGCAAUAUACUUCAUGUAUAUUUAAGGAUAAAAUUCGUGGAUCGGUGAGCACUGUGGGUAAUCCAGAUCAUACAUCAGUGGUAUUGGAAAAUACGGGAGAUAAAUUGAUAAUAGCAGAACAGAACAUUAAUAAUUUGAAGAUAGUAAAGAAAACGGAAAUUUGCCUUCAAAACUUAACCCAAGGUAUUGUGGUUGGAUAUAGACCGAUGCCGGCUGGAUGGGGAGGAAAUUUGUAG
Debaryomyces hansenii CBS767 is the source of this 2784-nucleotide messenger RNA. It is a transcript of the gene MUC1, whose product is annotated as Muc1p. The transcript has a single exon. Lineage: Eukaryota; Fungi; Ascomycota; Pichiomycetes; Serinales; Debaryomycetaceae. The coding region runs from base 1 to 2784 and encodes 927 amino acids. The record is from RefSeq and is a predicted model, not a curated record.